AUGGGAGCAGAAUUUGAACUGAAAGAAUUUGAACAAAAAUUUAUGAGUGUGUGCGAUACAAAUGAACAAAAGUAUCAAACAACAAUUAAUGAUUUAAAAGAAACUAUAAAACAAUUGAGCAUAAAGAUUAACAAAAAUCUAGGUAAAAUUGAACAUAUAAAAACCGAAUUUCAAUGGGAUCAUGAAACAGGUAAAAGUCAUCUUGUGUAUAUAAUCCGUCUAACGACACCACAAUCAAAUGUGUAUUUAUCAUUAAUAAAUAAUAAUACUGAACAGAAAAUACCAUAUUCAUUUCUAGAAGAACAUUGGACACUUGUCUAUAAUAAACCGUUUAAUCAUCCAACAACAGUAGAAGAAUUACGAUCCCUAAUAUCCCAAUGUACGAAAAACAUUAUUGUUGCUGCCGCAGAGAAAGAUCUGAAAGUAUUAACGUUCUCAGCCUAUGGUCCAAAAAAUGUAUUAGAGUUAAAUACAACACAAAAUGAACCAGUUAAAUAUGGAGAUGUUUAUUGGUAUUUAACACCACCAUUUUCAUUUGGCUUUUCACCAACACAAACUAUUAAACAAACUGUCGUUGAUGAACAAGGUGAUAAACGACUAUCAUGGUUUCUUGAUGGUUUUACUGGUGGUUAUCGUGUUGGUAUGAAAAAAAUGUUAAAUGAUAAUCUCAAUUGCCGUAAAAUAAUUUUUACUCUGAGGUCAAAUUAG
This is a messenger RNA of Didymodactylos carnosus, 708 nucleotides long. Lineage: Eukaryota; Metazoa; Rotifera; Eurotatoria; Philodinida; Philodinidae. The record is from the annotation of a GenBank genome assembly.